Messenger RNA from Sciurus carolinensis (gray squirrel), 1558 nucleotides. It is a transcript of the gene Il5, whose product is annotated as interleukin 5. Gene Ontology annotation, cellular component: extracellular region. Lineage: Eukaryota; Metazoa; Chordata; Mammalia; Rodentia; Sciuridae. The transcript is spliced from 4 exons. The record is from RefSeq and is a predicted model, not a curated record. Gene Ontology annotation, molecular function: interleukin-5 receptor binding; growth factor activity. Gene Ontology annotation, biological process: immune response. Bases 45 to 449 code for a protein of 134 amino acids.
AAGCUCUUUCACUGCCAAAGACAAACAGUGAACACUUCAAAGCCAUGGGGAUGCUGCUGCACUUGAGUUUGGUAGUUCUUGGAGCUGCCCAUGUUUGUGCACGGGCCUUGGAAAUUCCCAUGAGUACAUUGGUAAAAGAAACUUUGACACUGCUUUCCACUCAUCAAACUCUACUGAUAGGUAACGAGACCCUGAGGAUUCUUGUUCCUGCACAUAAAAAUCACCAACUAUGCAUUGAAGAAAUCUUUCAGGGAAUAGAUACACUGAAGAAUCAAACUGCACAAGAGGAUGCUGUGGAAAGACUAUUCCAAAACUUGUCUUUAAUGAAAAAAUACAUUGACCUCCAAAAAAAAAAGUGUGGCCAGGAAAGACGGAGAGUCAAGCAAUUCUUAGAGUACCUGCAAGAGUUUCUUGGUGUGAUAAAUACUGAGUGGAUGAUGGAACGCUGAGGCUAAACUGGCUGAUUGUAAUCAAAGCUUUUAUUUUUUUUAUUAGACAUAUUUUUAACUGAUACAUAAAAACACAAAAACUGUAUAUAUUAAUGGGUACCAUGUGAUGUUUGACACAUGUACACAUUGGUAGGUUAAACAUAGCUAUGUCCUCAAACAUUUAUCCCUCUUUAUAUCAAAACAUUUAAAAUCCUUUCUUCUAAGGAUAUACAAGACACAAUCACUAUCUAUAGUCACCCUUCUGUGUAACAGCACAUCAGAUCUUCUUAUAAUCUAACUGUAAUUUAGUACCUGUUGAUCAACAUUUCCUCCUCCCUCCUCCCCACUACUUUCCCCAGCCUCUGGCCAUGGUUCUACUUUGCAUUUAUUUUUACAUUCCACCCAUGAGUGAGGUCAUGUGGUACUUACCUUUCUGUGCCUAGAGUAACCAGAAUCUGAAGGAGGGAAAGGACAUUUUAUUGCAAAAAGAAUGAGAACCUGGGGCUGGGGAGAUAGCUCAGUUGGUAGAGUGCUUGCCUUGUAAGCACAAGGCCCUGGGUUCGAUCCCCAGCACCCAAAAAAAAAAAAAAAAAAGAGAGAAUGAGAACCAACCAAGAUUGGCUCUUAGUUUUCAAUGGCAUUAAACUUCAGAAGCAAGCCGGUCAUGGUGGUGCAUGCCAGUAAUCCCAGUGACUUGGGAGGAUGGCAAGUUCAAGGCCAGUCAGCAACUUAGCGAGGCCCCAAGCAACUUAGGAAGAUUCUGCCUCAAAAUUUUAAAAAGGGGUGGGGUUGUGGCUCAGUGGUAAAGCACCCCUGAGUUCAAUUCCCAGUACCAAAAUUAUAUGUAAAGUAAAAUAAAAGAAACUUCAGAGAUGAAGUAAAUAUUUUCAGGAGUACUGCUACUUUACCAUCUCACACAAGCAGAAAGCAUAAAAUAUUUGAGAUGUUUCAGACAUCAAAAUCACUGAAGUGUUCUCAUUCAGUUUGCCAAAUACAUAAAUACUUAUAUUUAACAUUCUGUAAGAUGUCAAUUAACUUAAUAUUAUUUAUGAAAUGAUUAAGAAUUUGGUAAAUUAAUAUUUAUUUCAUGCUCUGUGAUAUUCCAAUAAAAUAAAAAUGGACAACUCUGA